Messenger RNA from Vicia villosa (hairy vetch), 2098 nucleotides. RefSeq lists its product as uncharacterized. The transcript has 10 exons. The record is from RefSeq and is a predicted model, not a curated record. The coding region runs from base 1 to 1956 and encodes 651 amino acids. NCBI's taxonomy places the organism in Eukaryota, Viridiplantae, Streptophyta, Magnoliopsida, Fabales, Fabaceae. Gene Ontology annotation, molecular function: protein binding.
AUGGCUUCUACGAAACGCCAUUUUCCAUGCGAAGAAGAGGAACGAUCAACUCAUCAAAAGAAAGCAAAACAACAAGUUGCGUUGGAACCACUUUCCAUGUCAUCGCCUGUUCUCAAUUCUGCUGAUUGUGACUUAGAUUUCAAUAUUGAAUGCAAUGGACUUGUUGGAUAUGGCCUUCAUGAGGAAGGCUUUGCUUACUGUUGGUCUGGUGCUCGAGCUAAUGUUGGAAUAACAAAUGGUAGAUAUUGUUUUGGUUGCACUGUUGUUUCUGCUCAACCCGUUGAUAUCGAUGAUACUCCCUCUGAUCAGCGACAUCUUUGUCGUCUUGGUAUUUCUAGAGGUGAUGAUGCCGUUGGAGUUCUUGGUGAAACUAAACACAGCUUUGGUUAUGGAGGCACUGGAAAGUUUUCUAAUGCUGGGAAGUUUUUGAAUUUUGGUGAUAAGUUUGGGGUUGGUGAUACAAUUGUUUGUUGUGUUGAUCUUGAGAGUAAACCACUUGCUUCUAUUGGUUUCUCUAAAAACGGCAAAUGGUUGGGUACUGCAUUUCAAUUUGAUGUCGGUUCACUUGGUCUUGGAGUUGAUUCUUCUUAUUCAAAGAUUUCGCCUUGGGAGUGGGCACUUUUUCCGCAUGCUCUGUUGAAAAAUGUUGUAGUUCAGAUGCAGUUUAGUGUUGAACAAGGACUAGUUCCGCAAGAAGGGUUCAGACCUUGGGCCAUGGCAGUUGCAAAUGGAAAUGCGGUUAUGGGACCUUCAUUUUCUAACCCAAAGGAUUGUGAAUUGAUGAUGAUGGUGGGAUUACCUGCUUCAGGAAAGACUACAUGGGCUGAAAAAUGGGUGAAAGAUCACCCUGAGAAGCGUUAUGUUUUACUUGGUACAAACUUAAUUCUUGAACAGAUGAAGGUUCCUGGACUGUUGCGGAAAAACAACUAUGGUGAAAGGUUUGAUCGUUUGAUGGACAAGGCAAGUAAAAUGUUCAAUGUAAUUUUGUCUAGGGCGGCUAACAUACCUCGCAAUUAUAUAAUCGAUCAGACAAAUGUGUAUAAAAAUGCACGCAAGCGUAAGCUUACACCAUUUGUUGACUAUCAAAAGGUUGCUGUUGUCGUGUUCCCAAAGCCAGAAGAGCUCAAAAGUCGUUCUGAAAAAAGAUUUAAAGAAAUGGGCAAAGAAGUUCCAGUUGAUGCUUUGAAUAACAUGAUAGCUAAUUAUGUUCUACCUCGAAGCAAGGAUUUGCCAUAUUCAGAUGAAUAUUUUGAUCAGGUUUUGUUUGUUGAAUUGAAUCGAGAUGCGUCUCAGAAAUAUUUGGAUCAGAUGAAGAAAGAUACUCCGUCUCUAUCUAAUAACAACCCGCCAACAUUAUCGCGCCGAGGUUCUUCUCAGUCUUCUUCCGAACCUGCAUUGCAAAAUAAAGGAACUUCAAUAGGAAGUGGCAUUCACCAGUGGAGAGCUCAUUCUCCCAUCUCUCAAAUCAACUAUAGGAUGCCUAAUCAAGUCGAAGCACAUGGUCAUAUGAAUCCAUUGUCUGGAGGAUAUCCAAGCAAUCAAAUUUCACACGUUGCAAGAUCACCUUAUCCUUAUGGAUUUUAUUCCAAUGACGAAGCAUCUUAUUUUCCUAGAGAUAAUGUUGGUUCCAAGCGAAGUUAUGGCAACGUCGAAGCAUACGAAAACCGUGUUCUGGGUAGCCAGUAUAGGCCAAGCACUAUAGGGAACAACAAUGUUGGUUUUCAUGGAAGACCUUAUGUUGAAUACAGAGAUUCACAGCCUUACAAUUAUAGUACAUAUGAAAGACCUUGUGUUGAAUACAGAGAUUUUCAAUCUAACUUGCAUACACCUGCAAUAGCCACAUCUUUGCUUCCUCCGUACGGGGAGCCGACUCUAAGACCUCGACAUGGUGGAUUACCUAAUAACAUGCAAUGUUCAGGGAGAUAUACUUCUCAGUAUCCAAAUUACUAUCACUGAAAUUGAUCAGACAAUGUUAUUGUGUGAUAUGGAUGCACAAAGAUCUCGGAAUUCAAAGUUUAGAGAGGAUACAAUUGUUCAAAUAUUUGUUGGUUCUGCCAUUUCGGAUGAACCAAAGACCCCACAGUCAACAUGAAGGAAG